This is a messenger RNA of Strongylocentrotus purpuratus (purple sea urchin), 3910 nucleotides long. RefSeq lists its product as uncharacterized. The record is from RefSeq and is a predicted model, not a curated record. The coding region runs from base 109 to 1503 and encodes 464 amino acids. The transcript has 4 exons. NCBI's taxonomy places the organism in Eukaryota, Metazoa, Echinodermata, Echinoidea, Camarodonta, Strongylocentrotidae.
GAUUUGAUACAUGCGUCUUCUGGCAAUUGAAUUCGAUUUGAUACAUGCGUCUUCUGGCAAUUGAAUUUGAUUCAAUACUCGUGGCAUAUUAAGUCAAACUUCACAAAGAUGGAAUGGAUACAGAGCGAGAGGGGUGGGCGAAAGCUCCUCCUGGGAGGAUACAUGUACGUCAAGCAAAAAGAUUUGGCAGAUGGGUACGAGGGCUUUGAAUGUGAGCUACGAAGGAACACACGACAAUGCAGAGCAAAAAUUAAGGUCAUGGGUGAUAACCAAUUCCGCGAUAGAACGGAGCAUAACCAUCCGCCUAACCAUGGUAGAAGCAAUGCUACGAAGGUUAAAGCAGCAACGAAGAGAAGGGCCACUGAGUCCAAUGAAAGACCACAACAGGUGCUUAUGGCGACACUAUGCGAGGUAACAGAGGAAGGGCGGGCAGCGCUACCAUCACUAAACAACAUGAGGAGGAAUAUCCGGAGACAGCGCCAAGAGAACCCAAACGCCCUCCCCAUUCCCAUGACUGUGGAAGAUCUGGAAAUCCCUGUAGAUCAACGAUUGACGCUGGGUGGAGAGCUUUUCCUUUAUCACGACUCUGGAAGAAACGACCCUCGCCGGAUUUUAGUGUUUACUACGGAAAGGAACCUUCAGUUGCUGUCAACGUCUGAAAGUUGGUUCGCUGAUGGCACGUUCAAGGUAGUGCCGACCAUCUUCUUCCAGUUGUGGACAAUCCACGCCACAUAUGAGGGACAUGUGGUGCCUUUGGUUUAUUGCCUCAUGCUAAAUAAGGACCAGGCGUCAUAUGCAAGGGUACUAGCAGCACUACAGGAGGGAAGGGCGUUCUACCCAACCAGAAUCAUGAUCGACUACGAAUUUGCAGCGAAGAACGCAUUUUCCCAGGCAUUUCCAAAUGCUCACGUUCAAGGAUGUCUUUUUCAUCUCUGUCAGAGGAUACAUGAACGGAUCAAGCAAGAAGGGCUGCAGGUGCUCUACAACGAGGAUGAGGAGAUCCGGACACAGGCGAGAAUGAUAGGAGCGAUUGCAUUUGUGCCAGUGGAAGACACCGUGGAGGCGUUUGAAGCCUUGGCAGGCAUUGCAAGGGCAGAGCUGCAACCUGUCCUCAAUUAUUUUGAGGAUACUUAUGUGGGUCGACCUCAAAGAGCCGCGGGACAUGGUCGCCAGGCAGCGAGGUUCCCGCCCAUAAUGUGGAACAUGUUCAAUGCGACACUGCAGGGGGAAUUUCGCACGAACAAUCAUGUGGAGGGCUGGCACCGAAGGUUCCAGAUCGGCGUCGGUGCCGACCACCCCUCGUUUUGGCAGUUUUUGACCUGCCUAAAACGGGAACAUGCCAUGAACGAAGUAACGAUCGGACAAGCGCAAGCUGGAAUGGCGCCUCCCGCACGUAGGAGAGUGUACCAAGAUACCAAUCUCCGGCUCAUCAGGCUCGUUACUAAUUACCAUGGGAGAGACAUUGUAGAUUUUUUGAGGGGCGUGUCCCAUAAUCUUCACUAACGAUCAGUCACCUAUGCUAUUGUACAGUUUUUGAUCAGUCCAGUUGAAUUGUUUUAACAUGCAGGACCUCCCAUUUACUUGGCAUUACAUUAUAUGGGAUGUUUUGUUUUACAUUAAGAGAUGCGUAUAUACAUUGUUGAAUACAGAAUGAUAUCAUUUGAUAUCUUCUUUUUGUAUGCAUUUGAUCGUUUUCAGGAUAAAAGUUUCUAUUUUUUUUAAUUCUCUUUUUUACUGUUUCAUGUUUAUAUGAUAAGCAUGAUUAGCAUCGGGCAAGCGCAAGCUGGAAUGGCGCCUCCCGCACGUAGGAGAGUGUACCAAGAUACCAAUCUCCGGCUCAUCAGGCUCGUUACUAAUUACCAUGGGAGAGACAUUGUAGAUUUUUUAAGGGGCGUGUCCCAUAAUCUUCACUAACGAUCAGUCACCUAUGCUAUUGUACAGUUUUUGAUCAGUCCAGGUGAAUUGUUUUAACAUGCAGGACCUCCCAUUUACUUGGCAUUACAUUAUAUGGGAUUUUUUGUUUUACAUUAAGAGAUGUGUUACGUAUAUACAUUGUUGAAUACAGAAUGAUAUCAUUUGAUAUCUUCUUUUUUUAUGCAUUUGAUUGUUUUCAGGAUAAAAGUUUCUAGUUUUUUUUUAAUUCUCUUUUUUUACUGUUUCAUGUUUAUAUGAUAAGCAUGAUUGUGAUGAUCUUUGCCUCUGAGUUUUACUUUGGGAUGUCAGAACUCUGUUUUUAGUACAUGACUUUGAUAAGUCUCCUCCUUUGGCUUCCUUCAAGACAGCAGGAAGGUGUUUUAUUUGUGUUAAUGUAUCAUUAAUAUUUAUCAUGUUUAUCCUCUUCAAAUAUGGUUUUGGGCAAUACGCGCCAAAAUUUGCUGGACAGAAGUUUUAUCGUUGCAGAAAAAGCUCUUCGUAUUAAUCGCAACUCUCAGUCGCGUUCCCUUACAAAUCCUAUAUUCUUUGAAAAUAGCAUGUUAAUAAUUAAUGACCUCUAUCUCUUCCAGUUAGGCCAGUUUUUGUAAACUAACAGUAAUGACAUGCUCUCAAUUUUAUUCAUGAUGUGUUCCUCCCCCCACCCCCCUACAAAAAAAUUACAUUGUGGUGACUUUCAUUUACCUCUUCUAAAUACAUUUAUCUAUGCCGGUCUCAAAUUUUGGAACUUUUCACGUAUUUGUACUAAACUUGCCCCAUCACUCCAUUCUUUUAAGCGAAAAGCGAACUCGUUUCUUUUACAAUCUUAUAAAACAUAUUAAAUCUUCGCGUAGUCAACUCGUGUUUUACUCCCCCCCCCCCACAGAUUGCGUUUGUGACCUUUCAUAUAAUGUCAGUCUUCGUCCUAUGUCUCUGUUGGAUCAUGUUCACCCAGACGUAGGAAAAGCAUGUUGUUAUACAUUUUUAAAUUAUGAAUUUAUAAUUCAUAAGUUCUCAUUUCACAAUUUCAGAUUAAUCUGUUUUGUCUCCAAAUGUAUAUGUAUUUAUUCCAUAUGUUUAUUACUACCGUCUUUUGAGGGAUCCACAUUCUACAAAUCCCGCUUCUCAGUAGAUCCCUCCAUUUUCACAGUUUUUUACUUUUAAACAAACGAAACAUCACUUACAGCACAUGUAUACAUUCUUUUGUAAUUUAAUUAAUGAUUUUCAAAAUGAUUUAUGUAAUUGAUUUCUUGUCAUAAUUGUUUAUAUUGAUAGUUCUGUUGGAAGUGAAAAUAAAACUGAAAAUUGAAACACUGUUUGAAAUGCUAUUAAAGUUAUUCACUUGUGAUAGAGAAUGUAAAUAGUUAAAAUAUUGCAUCUUGUAUGUCAAUUUACCUCCGCAACAUUUUAAGUUCAAUACCUUUUCUUUUAUAUAAAGAAUGAUGACAAAACAAGAAUAGGAUUUUCACCACAUUAACUCGUACACUAGAGAACCAUAAACAGCUAAACAAAAAAUAAAUUUUAAGCACAGUCUAAGUAGACAUAUUCCUUUGCUUCCAGAAUUCAUGAAAAGUCAAAGUUUUAGGAGACUUGGAGGCCACACUGAAUAACGUCAAACAAAGCUGGCGAGAAGCGAACAUCGUCACUAAUGCUUAAGCGUCCCUUCGAUUUUUAAUCUCUGUUAAACUCGUUAAGAACAAAAGCUUGUCAAUUUCAUAUGGUUCAUAGAAUUACCAUGACCACGUUUCAGGGGGAAAAUAAAGUAAAAAUGCCUGCUUUAACCUUUUCUGAGAUGGAGGUAGUGGAUGUUUCUAUCUUUCAUAUGGCCUAGAGUUUGAAAAAGUUUCACCAAUUAAAAAUUAGAAAAUUAUGAUUUGUUGAAGGUGCAAACACAAAUAUGCAACUCCGUGACGUGUCUUGUGAGCUCCCCGCCUAUUUGCCCUGUGCUAGAAAACUUUAAAAAAAUCUGUAUUCUUCCUUAACAAAUUUUCCACAUACA